GAUAACUUCAUAGUCAUGGAUAUAUCUGGCAUGCAUAGCAUCGGGCUAGAUUUUUGCAACUGCGAGGUGGCUCAAUCCCACGACAUUCAGCUCCUGCAUGCUCGGCUGUUCCCUGCCACAAGCAGCAACCUAAAGACUGCCACAACAUUUCGGCUGCUCAAACACUUCUACCUCCUGUCAACCCAGGUGAAUGUGUCUGGUUUUCACUUCUAUUCUAUGCUUGAGCGAUGCACCAAUAAUAUGGGCCUGGACAUACCUAAGGUGCAACCUUCCCAGAUU
Molecule: messenger RNA, 279 nt
Organism: Laetiporus sulphureus 93-53
Lineage: Eukaryota; Fungi; Basidiomycota; Agaricomycetes; Polyporales; Laetiporaceae
Exons: 1
Source: RefSeq, a predicted model, not a curated record